Messenger RNA from Aaosphaeria arxii CBS 175.79, 2146 nucleotides. RefSeq names its product cysteine proteinase. The coding region runs from base 101 to 1846 and encodes 581 amino acids. NCBI's taxonomy places the organism in Eukaryota, Fungi, Ascomycota, Dothideomycetes, Pleosporales. The record is from RefSeq and is a predicted model, not a curated record. Gene Ontology annotation, molecular function: proteasome binding; cysteine-type deubiquitinase activity; protein binding. Gene Ontology annotation, biological process: protein deubiquitination; regulation of proteasomal protein catabolic process; proteasome-mediated ubiquitin-dependent protein catabolic process. The transcript has 4 exons.
CCACGAGCCACCUUAAAUACUCCAGCUUCACCUUCCUUUCCCUCGACACUGAUCUUGAUAGACAACUGAUUGCAUCGUCGAGAUCAUCAUCGAAUUCAUCAUGGCUGCUAUACCAGUGGUUGUGAAACAUCAGGGCAAGAAGUACGAUGUUGAGGUCGACCCUACUUCCAACGGCGAGACCUUCAAGUAUCAGCUCUUCUCUAUGACUGGUGUCGAGCCAGACCGACAGAAAAUCCUCGUCAAAGGUGGCCAACUCAAGGAUGACGCCGAUAUGUCCAAGCUCGGUCUUAAGCCCAAACAAACCAUCAUGAUGAUGGGUACGCCCUCCGGAGACAUGAGCAAUAUCAUCGAGAGACCCAAGGAGAAGAUUAGAUUCUUGGAGGACAUGACCGAGGCCGAAGCUGCGCAGGCUGAGGGUGCUACUCCAUCAGGUCUACAGAACUUAGGCAAUACUUGCUAUAUGAACUCUACCCUACAAACUUUGAGAUCUAUUCCAGAGCUUCAGGAAGAGCUUCUCCGGUAUUCCGCAAGCAACGCCGGAUCAAGCUCCGUCAACCAACUUAGCCAGUUUGGGCUCGGCGGCCUCGGUGCGUCGAUGGAUCUCACUGGUUCCCUCCGCGACUUGUUCAAGCAGAUGUCCGAGACUCAGCAAGGUUUCCCGCCGCUCAUGUUCCUCAACGCCCUUCGAACGGCUUUCCCACAAUUCGCACAGAAAGCAAAGGAUGGAAACGGCUAUGCACAACAAGAUGCCGAAGAAGCAUGGUCACAGAUUGUUUCUCAGCUUCGCCAGAAACUCAAGAUCAAAGAUAGUGACUCGGCUGAUGAUAAAGCACGAGACGUAUCCUUCAUCGACAGAUACAUGUCCGGAAGGUUUGAGUCUGUGAUGGAGUGCGAUGAGCCUGCGGCGAAAGAAGGGGGAGAAGAGCCUGUCCACAGCGAAGACACAUUUUUCAAGCUCAAUUGUCACAUCAAUGUUGAGACCAACCAUCUUCGCGAUGGCUUAACGGCGGGUCUGAAAGAACAGAUCGAGAAACGAUCAGAGGUCUUAGGAAGGGAUGCACUCUAUACUAAGACGUCGCGCAUAGCGCGUCUUCCGAAAUAUCUGCCGGUUCAUUUUGUUCGAUUUGACUGGAGAAGAGACACAAACAAGAAGGCGAAGAUCAUGCGGAAAGUCACGUUCCCCAAAGAAUUGGAUGUGGUCGAGUUCUGCACGGAAGACUUGAAGAAUCUGUUGAUUCCCGUUCGAGACAAGAUUCGAGAUAUCAGGAAAGAAGAGGAGGAUGUCGAGCGGGCACGCAAACGACAAAAGCGCAUCCGUGCUGGCGAAGAGAAUGACACUCCCGCCAGCAGCACCAAAGAACCUCUACAGAAGAAGAAGGAGGCUGAAGAGAAGAAGGCCGCCGGUGCCAAAGCUGCCGAGGAUACUGAGAUGCCAGACGUUGAGUACAAAACGGAGGCACAGAUUGAGGCCGAGCGAGCAGCAUCUAUUCUUGCCGCCAAGAAGGAGCUUCUGGCCCUUGUCGAUCCCAAGCUAUCUUCUGAUAUCGGUGCCAAUCAGACUGGGCUCUAUGAACUCCGUGGCGUCAUCACUCAUCAGGGUGCCAGCGCUGACAGUGGACAUUACACCUCCUUUGUCAAGAAAGAUGCGCCAAAGGACCCAUCCUCGGGAAAGCGCAAGGAAGAAGAUGGGAAAUGGUGGUGGUUUAAUGACGAUAAGGUCUCUGAGGUCGAGGCUGAGAGAAUUGAGACCUUGGCUGGUGGAGGACAAAGUCAUUCGGCACUGAUCCUCCUGUACCGUGCCGUUCCCUUGGCCGAGAUCGAGGCCGACGAGCAGAUGCAAGAGUAGAUAUAGAUACCCCCUCCUAGACAAGGGUGUUUCACACACUUGGAGUACUUUGGAACACAUGCAACCUUGGGCAAAAGAUUGUAUGCGAUGUAUUGCAUGGGUAUUGCAUGGGUAUUGCAUGGGUAUUGCAUUUGCAUAGGUCGAUGCGGAGUAAAAUCCAUUAGAUCACCAAUCUAGAUCCCUCAAAAAUGCAGCGUCACUGGCAUUCGGGAAGUCCUACCUGCAAGCUACCAUUGAGUAACUUUUGCAUGAACAUUUGUGUGAAUCUGUCGCGUCUCCAUUUCUAACGUUCUUUUGGCC